AUGGACGACUCAUACUUCUAUCAGCCCUCCAACCCUGGCCCGACACGUGCAGUCAAAUGGCUCUUGUUGCUUCUGUUGCUUAGAGUCAAGAAACCCAUUUCGUGGUCGGUGUUUCUCUCGUUGAAUUCCACCAUCCGUUCGCUACUUAAAGAAUGGAUCAGACCUAAACAUAAGGAUCCCGAAACCGUUGACCGUCGUGUCCGCAAGUUGUCGAACUUGCUCAGUGUCGGGUUCUUGUAUUCGGCAGUGUCCAGCAAUGUACGGAUCCCCAAGGACUACCUCCUGCUCUACAUCUUUAUGACAUACUAUGGGGAAUUGAAUCCUCCCAGCUCCAACAUCGUCGUAUCGCCGUCCACCACGCGCUACUUCAAGCUCAGCUCAUACAAAAAGGAUCUGUGGGUGAGAAGGCUCUACGAGAAGAAACACUUUUUCAUCUACCUGUUUCUCUUCGGUCAGUUGCUAUCCAAUUACCUUACACCCACAAAGUACAAGUUGAACCAGAAAUAUUUGUCCAGCUCCAUCAAGUCGCAGAUCUUCAACCCUAUCUGGAUCAACUUCAGUAUGGGGGUCAAUUCGCAGACACUCAACUGGCUCGGGCUUUUGAAGGCAUACGUGAAGCAUAAUGCUAUGUUGAUUGGGAUCUUCGGACUCACUGAGUUCAAACUGCGCUUCAUUGCCCACUAUAUCGAGUUGCAGCAUGAUGCUUACAGAGGCACUGGUGGCCUCAAGGAAAUUGUCCGCAACUACGUGGCAUAUGUGUUGAAUAAAGCCAACGAGAUUGCCAACUUCAUCUACGGUCCCAACAUACUUUCCAUGUUCCUACUUGCUCUCACGGCGCCUAUGUUGACCAAAUAUCCUGCGCUCAGGCGUGCUUAUUUGUCUGACGUGAAGCUGUUCAUCAAGAAUUACAUAAAAGCUAUUGGUUUCGUUGCUGCAUUUGCUACUAUGGCUGCGAACUCAAUGGAUUUCAUUCCGUCGUUUGGUUAUCGCAGAAUUAAAGGAGAUGACGGACCUUCUAACAUACGAAGACUCCCUUCCUCGUUCAUGGAUGCGCUCAACAUCUACCUCUUUCGGUUGAUUGUGUUGUCUAAGUGGCGCAUUGUCAAAGAAAACCAUCCGUGGUUUACUAUUCUCAAGAUUGGCUCUUGGGAGAGAAUUGAGUCGCUAAUCAUGUGCUACGGUGUGUGGAAACUUAUGAACCUCAACGAUUACGUCACAAAGCACAGGAGCGGACCACAUGCUGAGGAGUGCUCUCGAAUUGCCCUGGUGCCAAUGAUGAGAGGAAUCGACAGACUCAUGAGCUGA
Messenger RNA from Sungouiella intermedia, 1305 nucleotides. NCBI's taxonomy places the organism in Eukaryota, Fungi, Ascomycota, Pichiomycetes, Serinales, Metschnikowiaceae. The record is from the annotation of a GenBank genome assembly.